AUGUACGGAAAGAGUCUUCAGUGGCUGUGUUUUAAUCAAUUGUUCCGAUCACCUCCAUCCAUUGUAACCAGGACCCUCUAUCAAAACCGAAAUCAGUAUCCAUUCUCUCCAAGAUACUAUCGCCAGAUGAGCUCCAAACCCAAGACAGGCGUACCACACCAAGUACGCACAGCAGCAGAACCGCGCCAGAAUAGACUAUAUACAGUGCGAUUAACGCAUAUCGACGAGCUCAACCCGACUGUCCGUCUGCUCCAACUAACAAUCCCGCCCAAUGUACAGAGUCUCGAAAACGACACUCAAGAUGGCGAUGAAGACAAGACCCCCCAACCACUAACCUUCCUCCCCGGCCAAUGGCUAGACGUCCAUAUCCCAACCAUCCCCAAUGCCGGCGGCUUCAGCAUCACUUCCACACCAGCAGAUGCAAACGUCCUGCCGAUUCCCGAGCAACCUCCGAAAGAGCACUUUGAUUCUGUCGCGGAACCGGGUCUCCCCCCUGUCGAUUCUGCGGGGAGACCACCCUACGUCGAGUUAGCUGUGCAGAAGGCGCUGUCGAAUCCGGCAAGCGCAUGGCUUUGGAAACCCAAGGAUGAGAUCUUGGGGGCGGAACUGGGGAUCCGUGUUGGAGGGGGUUUCGUCUGGCCGCCGUCGGGGAUUGAUUUGAAUGAUGUCCGGAAUGUGGGUUUGAUUGCCGGGGGUGUAGGCAUCAACCCCCUCAUCUCCAUUCUCUCCCACCUAAAUAACAACGAAUCCAACACCGUCUUACCCAAUCCAACAAACAUACAAAUCCUCUACUCCACCCGCCUCCCCAAACCCACCCCAUCGUCGACCGAAGCAACCCUCGACCAAAUCCUUUUCCUCACCCGCCUCCGCCAAAUCACCCAGUCGCAAUGCCAAUCCCAUCGUCUGCGCAUAGGGCUUGAUCUCUUCAUUACGGAUCUGCCAGAGGACUCGCCGCUAAGGACAGCUCCGCCUGUUGAUAUUUCUAUUCAUGCGCGGAGAAUCAGUCGUGAGGACCUCAGUGUGGCUGUUAGGGGAGCGGAUGCGAGUAUCAAGCCGGAGGAAACGGUGUGUUAUUUGUGUGGGCCACCGGAGAUGACGGAUGAGUUCGUUGGUGUGCUUCGAGGGUUGCUUGGAGAUGGACAGGAGAGAAUUCUCUUCGAGAAGUGGUGGUGA
Molecule: messenger RNA, 1173 nt
Organism: Aspergillus chevalieri
Lineage: Eukaryota; Fungi; Ascomycota; Eurotiomycetes; Eurotiales; Aspergillaceae
Product: FAD-dependent oxidoreductase
Exons: 3
Coding region: 1-1173 (390 amino acids)
Cellular component (GO): mitochondrion
Molecular function (GO): oxidoreductase activity
Source: RefSeq, a predicted model, not a curated record